GCGGCGGUCGCCGCCACCGCCGCCUGAACCGAAGACCUCCCCACCCAUCUCCCCGCCAGGCGACGUGCCGUCGCUCCCCUCCAUCAGCUACCAUGAGCGAACGCCUCCGCCCCAGGAAAAGGAGAAGGAAUGGGAAUGAAGAAGACAGUCAUCUAUCUCAGACCAAACGGAGUAGCAGAAACCCUGUCUUUCAGGACUCCUGGGAUACGUCUUCAAGCAGUGACAGAGCGGGCAGCGGCGGCAGCAGCAGCAGUACCAGCAGCAGCAUCAAUAGCCCAGACAGGGGAAGUGUUCAAGAAAGCAGCUUAAACCAGAUCAUUACCGGAUCCAGCCCUAAUACCCCUCAGUCCUUACAGGAGCAGUCUGCACUAUGCCAAGGCCCUUAUUUCCACAUCAACCAGAUUCUGAAGGAGGCCCACUUUUAUAGCCUACAGCACCGAGGACGGCCUCCUACGUGA
Dromiciops gliroides (monito del monte) is the source of this 458-nucleotide messenger RNA. Its product is annotated as protein FAM104A-like. NCBI's taxonomy places the organism in Eukaryota, Metazoa, Chordata, Mammalia, Microbiotheria, Microbiotheriidae. The record is from RefSeq and is a predicted model, not a curated record.